Miscanthus lutarioriparius is the source of this 735-nucleotide messenger RNA. NCBI's taxonomy places the organism in Eukaryota, Viridiplantae, Streptophyta, Magnoliopsida, Poales, Poaceae. The record is from the annotation of a GenBank genome assembly.
AUGGUGAGGCUGAGCCUCUCCUACAGCUACCCUGAGCAUUCUUGGAGCCUCCACGACACCAUGGACACCAACAGGGAGUACUCCAUUCAUGAAAUCGAGGAGAUGCUUGAUUACAAGAAGAUGGCUGAGAGGGAUUACAAGCAGACGGAUGAGAUCAAGAACAUGGAAACAUUCCUCACUGCACUCAGCUGCACCAAGACGCUCCAGUUGCACUUAUCGACUGAAUACUCCCAGGUUUUGAGCAUGGCCAAGGCUUCAACAUUGAUGAGUUUGCCAAAGAAAAAAAAGUACCUACUUGGCUUGAAAUCACUCAGCCUUACUCUGGAUCACAAUCAUGAAACUCUUGCUUCCUUAGUUUCAUGCUUGCUGUACAGCUCCCCCAACCUCAAGGAUCUCAGAAUCAUUGAGCUUCGGCAUCCGGGAAGCCCUGUGCCCUUAGCUGCGGAGGUUUGGGAGAAGCAGAUAACUGCAGACGGAUUUCUGUAUCACCUGUCAAGUGUCACCUUCUACACUGAUUCGCUCUUGGAAGGCCAUCCUUGUGGGGGCAUUUGCAAGUUCCUGGUGAUGAACGCGAGGGUCCUCAAAAGAAUGAGCAUCGUGUACCAUCAUUCGCAGGUCAAGCCAGAGCAUGCAGCCAAGCUUGAGGCAGACCGAAGGGAACUCCGUCUCUGGCCCAGGGCUUCUGCGGAUGUGCUGCUGGAGUUGACUCCUGUGGAUCGUUUCCCAUGGUUCUGA